Naegleria fowleri is the source of this 921-nucleotide messenger RNA. RefSeq lists its product as uncharacterized. Gene Ontology annotation, cellular component: mitochondrion; cytosolic tRNA wobble base thiouridylase complex. Gene Ontology annotation, molecular function: tRNA binding. The coding region runs from base 1 to 921 and encodes 306 amino acids. NCBI's taxonomy places the organism in Eukaryota, Heterolobosea, Eutetramitea, Acrasida, Naegleriidae. Gene Ontology annotation, biological process: tRNA wobble position uridine thiolation. The transcript has a single exon. The record is from RefSeq and is a predicted model, not a curated record.
AUGCCAAAACUUUGUGUACAUUGCAACACCAGAAAUGCUGCUCUCAAACGACCAAAGAAUGGAGCCAUGAUUUGUCGGGAAUGUUUCUUUGAGUUGUUUGAGAAUGAAAUUCAUGAGACGAUUGUUUCAAAUCAUUUAUUUAAACCCGGAGAUAAAGUUGCAAUCGCGGCCAGUGGAGGAAAGGACUCUACCGUAUUGGCUCAUGUGAUGAAGGUCCUGAAUGAUAGAUAUGGAUAUGGAUUGGAUUUGUAUUUAUUGAGUAUUGAUGAGGGUAUCAAAGGAUAUAGAGAUGAUAGCUUGGAAACUGUAAAGCGGAAUAGAGACCAAUAUCAAAUACCAUUAAAAAUUCUCGGAUAUAAAGAAUUAUAUGGCUGGUCCAUGGAUGAAAUUGUUCAACAAAUUGGUCUCAAGAAUAAUUGCACUUUUUGUGGAGUAUUCCGAAGACAAGCACUCGAUCGUGGAUGUGAGCAAUUGGGCGUGGAUAAGAUGGUCACGGGUCACAAUGCUGAUGAUAUUGCAGAGACUGUCUUGAUGAAUAUUUUGAGAGGAGACAUUGGACGAUUGCAACGUUGUGUUGAUAUUAUAACACAUGAUGACGGUGGUUUCAACAUUCCACGUGCCAAGCCAUUCAAAUAUACCUAUCAAAAAGAAAUUGUCCUCUAUGCCUACUUUAAGAAAUUGGAUUAUUUCAGCACAGAGUGUUCCUAUUCUCCAAACGCUUACAGAGGACAUGCAAGAGAACUCAUCAAAGAUUUGGAACAAUUACGACCUCAAACAAUUAUUGAUAUUGUCAAGUCAGCAGAGCAAUUUCGGUUUCACAAGAAUGAAGAAGUUCAUGAUGAGCAUGAUGGCCCAUUAAAGAAGCGAACGCUCACUAAAUGCAUUCGAUGUGGAUACAUUAGUAGUCAAGAAUUGUGUUGA